This is a messenger RNA of Effrenium voratum, 603 nucleotides long. The record is from the annotation of a GenBank genome assembly. Lineage: Eukaryota; Dinophyceae; Suessiales; Symbiodiniaceae.
AUGCAGAGCUGGCAGUUUAAGACCGACCUGUCAGAGGACGAGGCCAACUGGGAGAGCCAGACGCUGUCCGACUGGCUGCUGCUUGGGCACACAGCCUCGCGGCGGUGCAGCCAAGCCGUCGUGGGGGAGAAGUUCUAUCUCACCACGUCCCCCUGCGUGGCCUUCAAGUGGCAGGUGAUGAGCGUGGACGACAGUGGCGUCAUCCUGAAGCGUCCCAGCAAGACCGGCAAUGAGAUCUUCAUGAUGACCGUGCCGGUGCAGAAGAUGAGCAUGAGGCUGUCUUGCCACGAGACCAAUGCGGGCAUCCAUGUCUCCGCAGUUGGCCUCGACCCAUAUGGCGACUGCCGCUUUGAGAGCACGUUUAUCAGGCCCAUCGCCGUCUCGACUCUGCUGGUGCACAUUCUGAGUGACAUGACGGGAAAGCCUGAUUGGUGGACCGACCAGGACGAGAUCAUCUGCUUGGAUUCUAAUUGUGUGCAGACACGUUCAAGCAUGACAAUUGAGCAGUUGGCAAGGGCCAAAGAGCCGGCCAUGAAAAGGCCUGCAAAAGCGCCACCAAAGGUUGUGCAGUCCAUUCUGAAGCGCCCGGCCAGCAGGCGCUAG